Cydia amplana is the source of this 1737-nucleotide messenger RNA. RefSeq lists its product as uncharacterized. The record is from RefSeq and is a predicted model, not a curated record. NCBI's taxonomy places the organism in Eukaryota, Metazoa, Arthropoda, Insecta, Lepidoptera, Tortricidae. Gene Ontology annotation, cellular component: mitochondrion. The transcript has 9 exons. The coding region runs from base 13 to 1710 and encodes 565 amino acids. Gene Ontology annotation, biological process: long-chain fatty acid metabolic process; fatty-acyl-CoA biosynthetic process. Gene Ontology annotation, molecular function: long-chain fatty acid-CoA ligase activity.
UUUAUUAUAAGUAUGGCUAGCACAUUAAGAAGAUCUGCCUACCAUACAGCAAGGAGAUUGAGCAUUCCAGCUUUAAAGCUUGCUAUUCGUAACAAUAGCACUUUGGAGAAGAAUAUUUUAACGUCAGUUUUCAAAGACAUUCCUAAAGUGAAUUAUACCGUCCCCGAGUUUAUUUGGCAGAACUUGGACAGAUGGCCAGAUAAGACUGCAACUGUGUGCGCAGUGACAGGCCAUGGCUACACGUACGCGCAAACACACAGGAUGUCCGUCGCUUUCGCGGCCUCGCUCCGAACCAAGUUGAAGUUGAAGAAUGAUGACAAAGUGGCGAUAAUCCUGCCCAACCUCCCCGAGUAUCCCUGCGCGCUGCUCGGAACGUUAGAAGCAGGCUGCAUAGCCAGUCUCAUGAAUCCUGCCUACACUGCCCACGAGCUGCAACACCUGCUAGCCAAAACCGACUGCCAAGCGAUAAUCGCCUCUAAAUUCUCCUACGCCAGUAUUAAAGAGGCCCUAAAUGCCCUGAAGAAAGACAUUCCUAUAAUCCUAGUCGACAACGAAAACCUGCCAGAGGGCACGAUAAAAUUCGCCGAAUUCGCUGAAGAUUUUAACCUAUGUACUGACUGUUUGAAGUCGGUGAAGAGGGGGGCAGAUGAUGUGGCCAUUCUGCCGUUUUCUAGCGGGACUACUGGGUUUCCGAAGGGGGUGGUGUUGGACCAUAGGAGUGUGGUGGCCAUGAAUCAGCAGAUAGCUGAUCCGGAAAUUAUUGUUAUCAAGGAGACUUCUGACACCCACCAGGCCGUGCUGCCAGCAAUACUGCCCUUCUUCCACAUCUUCGGCUUCAACGCGCUCAUGGUGAACCAGAUGUACCUCGGCGUGAAGCUGGUCACCAUGCCGUAUUUCAAGCCGGAGCUGUUCCUGCAGACCCUCGUCAAGUACCAGGCUAAUGUGCUGUUCCUUGUGCCGCCCAUGGUGGUGUUCCUGGGCAAGCACCCGGCGGUGCGCGCGGCGCACCUGGCGAGCGUGUACGGCGUCAUCAGCGGCGCCGCGCCCGUCUCCGAGGCCGACGCCGCCGCCGUGCUGAACAAAAACCCAAAAAUAAACUUCCGCCAAGGCUACGGUCUUACAGAGACCAAUGGCGGCAUCUCUAUCGGCUUCAACACCGACGCCAACCACGCGUCGGUCGGGCACGUGUUCCCCAGCUCACAGGUCAAGAUCGCGGACAUUCAGACACAAGAGGCACUGCCUGCUGGAAAGGAAGGUGAAAUCUGGUACCGCGGCCCAAACCUGAUGCAGGGAUACUACAGAGACGAGGAAUCCACCAAGGAGGUGUUCCAAGACGGCUGGUACAAGACCGGCGACAUCGGGAAGUACGACGACAAGAAAUACCUAUACGUGACGGAUAGGAUGAAGGAGCUUAUUAAGGUAAAAGGUUUCCAAGUACCCCCCGCGGAACUUGAAGCCAUCAUCCGAACUUACCCCAAAAUCGCGGACUGCGCCGUCCUAGGCAUCCCCGAUCCGGUCACCGGCGAAGUUCCAAAAGCUUUCGUAGUGCCCCAACCGAACCAGACCAUCUUGCCUGAGGAACUGAAGGAAUUCGUUAACAGUAAGUUAGUGUCGUUCAAACAUAUUAAGGAGGUGCAGAGUAUUGAUGAGAUACCGAAGAAUCCGGCUGGUAAGAUCUUGAGGAAGGAUUUGAAGGCUAAGUACUGUUAAAGUAUUAAAAUAUUUGUUGGUGUAAGA